This is a messenger RNA of Syzygium oleosum, 756 nucleotides long. RefSeq lists its product as uncharacterized. Gene Ontology annotation, molecular function: protein binding. Bases 71 to 316 code for a protein of 81 amino acids. Gene Ontology annotation, biological process: rRNA processing. Gene Ontology annotation, cellular component: nucleus. Lineage: Eukaryota; Viridiplantae; Streptophyta; Magnoliopsida; Myrtales; Myrtaceae. The transcript is spliced from 3 exons. The record is from RefSeq and is a predicted model, not a curated record.
UGGUAUCCUUUAGUUCCUCAUGCAAUGUGGUUUGGCUUGAUCUUUCCUGGUGGAUGGUACUUAUAUAUGUAUGUUCACUGACCAAAUGCAGGUAAAACUCUGGGAUCUGUCCAAUAACCAGCCUUCAUGUAUUGCUUCGAGAAAUCCAAAAGCUGGUGCUGUCUUUUCUGUUUCCUUCUCGGAGGAUAGUCCCUUUGUACUUGCUAUUGGAGGUUCAAAGGGGAGACUUGAAGUGUGGGAUACAUUAUCUGAUGCAGCUGUAUCCCGAAGAUUUGGAAACCACAGCAAACCGAAAAUGGCAGAACCUGGUUCUUGAUGCUGCCAAAUGAGAACAUGGUAUAAAUGUCUUAGAUCUCCUCAAUGUCGGCCUUGCUCAGUUCUUAGGGCGCAUUGAAACGCCUGAAGUCAGGGUUAGCUCUGCGAGUCGAGUCCUGUUCUUGUAGCAGCGUGUUAUUUAGCAUUUUAAGUGUCUUUGUCUUAUUUUUGGGUUUCGAGAAGGAAAUAAGAAAGUGUUUUUCUUUCUUGGGUGGGUGGGGGUUUCGGGUUGGGGUUUCCGCUAGUAUGCGAGAGCAUCACAAGGAAAAGCUCCCGGGGAAAAGUGUUAUACAUGAUAUAUGAAGCUAAUGCAAUAGUGUCUUUUUGACUCAGAAUCCUGUUCAACCAGUAGUUAUGAGCAUCAACUGUGAAAUCCGCGUAUCCAGUAGAGCGAAAAUCAUGUUAAAUACACUUUGCCGAGAUGGACAGUCAUUCUUGCUU